AUGAAGAUGUCUGUUCACCUGAUUCAUACACGGGUCGCUGCACAGGCAUGUGUGGUAGGAGCUACUGCUCUGGGUAAGCUUGUCCAGAAAGAAAAAUAUGAUCUCUAA
This is a messenger RNA of Staurois parvus, 108 nucleotides long. The record is from the annotation of a GenBank genome assembly. Lineage: Eukaryota; Metazoa; Chordata; Amphibia; Anura; Ranidae.